AGAUUGCAUAUUCGACAGCUAGAUGUCAAAAUCAAAUCGUCAUUGUUAAGUUUUGAGUUUUUGACAGCAUUUAGCAACAUUUUAAGGAAUACUGAGAUAGAAUUGUGUCGGCUUUGGUAAAACAUCAAAAUACCGUCUGAUAACUACUGAAAGAUCUUAAUACAGUCUUAAACACCUAGAUCUCUACAGAACGGUGCCUGUGAACCAUGGAUCGUCUUUUACGCCUCGGAGGAGGUAUGGCUGGAUUAUCCCAAGCGCCCCCGCCGACCGAUGCGCCCGUCGUAGACACAGCGGAGCAAGUUUACAUUUCGUCAUUAGCACUCUUGAAAAUGCUGAAGCACGGCCGAGCCGGUGUUCCAAUGGAGGUUAUGGGUCUUAUGUUAGGUGAAUUUGUUGAUGAUUACACAGUUCGUGUUAUUGAUGUCUUUGCGAUGCCUCAAACUGGAACUGGAGUGUCUGUGGAGGCUGUUGAUCCCGUAUUUCAGGCUAAAAUGUUGGAUAUGUUGAAACAAACUGGACGACCUGAGAUGGUUGUUGGAUGGUACCACUCACAUCCUGGUUUUGGUUGUUGGUUAUCAGGGGUUGAUAUUAACACCCAGCAAUCUUUUGAGGCUUUAUCUGAAAGAGCUGUGGCCGUUGUAGUCGAUCCAAUACAAUCAGUGAAAGGCAAAGUGGUUAUUGACGCAUUCCGCCUAAUCAACCCAAAUAUGAUGGUCCUCGGACAGGAGCCUAGGCAAACCACAUCCAAUUUGGGCCACUUACAAAAGCCAUCGGUACAGGCUCUCAUCCACGGCUUAAAUCGUCACUACUAUUCCAUCAGUAUAAACUACAGAAAGAAUGAGUUGGAGCAAAAGAUGUUGCUAAAUCUGCACAAGAAAUCUUGGAUGGAUGGACUUACUUUAGCAGACUAUAAAGAGCAUUGUGCUAUCAAUGAAACCACUGUUACUGAAAUGCUUGAUUUGGCUAAGAAUUACAAUAAAGCACUUGAAGAUGAAGAGAAGAUGACACCUGAGCAGUUAGCUAUUAAGAAUGUUGGUAAACAGGACCCCAAGAGGCAUUUAGAAGAAAAAGUUGACGUAUUGAUGGCAAACAACAUUGUGCAGUCUCUCGGAGCAAUGCUUGACACCAUGGUUUUUAAGUGAUUGUUCAAGAUACUUUUAAGUAUUAAGGUCAAUAAAAUGAAUGAUUGCAUAUAUUGAGUUGAGUCUCAAUUCUUAACUCCCAGCAAAAUGUUGUUCAUACAAUGCUUCUCAUAAAUAUAUUUAUGGUAACAAUAAAACAAUCCUUUUAUAUAAA
This is a messenger RNA of Pararge aegeria (speckled wood butterfly), 1296 nucleotides long. RefSeq names its product 26S proteasome non-ATPase regulatory subunit 14 (gene Rpn11). NCBI's taxonomy places the organism in Eukaryota, Metazoa, Arthropoda, Insecta, Lepidoptera, Nymphalidae. Bases 207 to 1142 code for a protein of 311 amino acids. Gene Ontology annotation, biological process: proteasome-mediated ubiquitin-dependent protein catabolic process; protein deubiquitination. The record is from RefSeq and is a predicted model, not a curated record. Gene Ontology annotation, molecular function: protein binding; metallopeptidase activity; proteasome binding. The transcript has 4 exons. Gene Ontology annotation, cellular component: proteasome regulatory particle, lid subcomplex.